UGCGUGUAAUAAGUUACAACUCUUCCUCUCGUCUUCAUCCUCUCCUCCUCCUCUCUCCUCCUCCUCCAUCACUUGUCGAGGAGAAGAAAACCUCUGCAACACAUUUCACACACACACACAGCAUUCUGCGUGCAUAGUUGCUCCAGAAUCUCAAGUGAUUCGAGGGUUUGUUGUUAAUUAUCGGCUCAGAUCUCCUCCAAUCCUCAUCUGAACAAAGGAUGCUGACCAAGUUGACUUAGAAUCAAUCAUUUACCUCAACUUUGUUUCAAGCAACUUUCUUUCCUACCUCUAUGAGAAGAAAUUUGUGUCUUUUACUACAUCUACCUUGGUUUAUGACAUUCCUUCUUCUCUUUCUUUUCUCCAUCUACCAUGAUUCAUAUGGUUCCUUAAAUUGUUAUUGAAGCUGUUCUUGGGGUAAAAGAUAUCAUAUGUCAUGACUUUCUAGUACAUUAUGUCUUUGAGAGUUUUGCAAGCUCUGGAACCAUAUCCAAAGAUAAAUGACAUAUGGUUUCAUGAUUAUACUCGAGACACUUAGGUGAUGACAGAGAGAGCAAUGCAGCGGCCAGCAUUAAAACUUACCAUCAAGUUGAAGGGUGAGAAUACCGUUGAUAAUUCUUUGACCACCGAUGAUCACUUGAAUAAGGUGGAAGGAGAACCCAGUGCCUCAGAUAGUUCUAAUCUUCCCGGCAGCCUGGCGAUCAAUUCUCAGGAUAAAGUAGAUGUUAGUUCUGCAGGAGGGUUGGAAAACAAUCAUAGUGUGGAGGAUGACGAAAAUCCAUCUGAAAAUUCCCAAUAUCAAUUGGUGCUUUAUGAUCCUACAUCCAAUGGUGCUGGUGAAACUGAAACCAUUGUGGAUGCCGUUGCUCAUCAACCUCCACCCUUUUCAAGACGACAUCCCUCUUCAAAUCAGACACCAAGAGUUUUGCCAUCUGUAGGGGCCUUCACUGUUCAAUGUGCCAACUGUUUUAAAUGGAGGCUCAUUCCAACAAAGGAGAAGUAUGAGGAAAUACGAGAGCUUAUUAUGGAACAACCCUUCUUCUGUGAAACAGGUCGAGAAUGGCGGCCUGAUAUAUCAUGUCAUGAUCCACCUGAUAUAGUCCAAGAUGGCAGUAGGCUUUGGGCAAUCGACAAACCUAGCAUUGCUCGGCCCCCUCCUGGGUGGCAAAGACUUUUGAGAUUCAGAGGCGAAGGAGGCACCAAAUUUGCAGAUGUGUAUUAUGUUGCACCAUCAGGCAAGAGACUUCGUUCCAUGGUGGAAAUUCAAAAGUACCUUGACGAACACCCAGAGUACAUAGAAGAAGGCAUUAACUUGUCACAGUUCUCCUUCCAAAUCCCUAGACCUUUGAAAGAAAACUAUGUGAGAAAGCGUCCCCAUCGUGUCGCACCUGCAAAUGAUGCUGGUGAUCAUGGAACCCCUGGAUCCUUUGAUCCUUCAGAAGUUCGUCCGAUCACAUGGGUAAGCCCCGAUGUCGACACAGACUUGCAGCUGAGCGGGCCAGGGCUUUCGAUGAACCAUUCCGAGGAUCCAGGCUUGAAGCUUGAAACCCAAUCAACAAAAAGGAAAAGGACACCAUCCAAACGGAAGAGCAACGGCGACUUAGUUAAUAGCCAAAAUGAGGUCAAUUUGGAAGAGUCUCAUGAGCUUUGAUAUCUUGUUUAUACCGCCUGAAAUCCGAUGUACAAGCUCAUGUUCAACAAACUUUGCACCUGAGUACUUAUAUCCGGAAAGAAACUUAUGGUUUACAGGGAACUAUUUGCAGGUUUUGCAAUUUUUGUAGUGAAUAGUUGGGUGUAUGAUCAAUGUAUAUACAUGAAAUUAAUUUCAUGAAUACAUGUAUUGUAAAUAUUUUUUGUGAAAAUACAUUUGUUUGUGUUGUUUCAA
This is a messenger RNA of Sesamum indicum (sesame), 1882 nucleotides long. NCBI's taxonomy places the organism in Eukaryota, Viridiplantae, Streptophyta, Magnoliopsida, Lamiales, Pedaliaceae. The record is from RefSeq and is a predicted model, not a curated record.